This is a messenger RNA of Brassicogethes aeneus, 3029 nucleotides long. NCBI's taxonomy places the organism in Eukaryota, Metazoa, Arthropoda, Insecta, Coleoptera, Nitidulidae. The record is from the annotation of a GenBank genome assembly.
CGCACCGCAACUGCCAGAUUCCCGCCAUUAAAAACCGUUUGCGAACAUUGCCGGUGUGUGUUUAGUUGUCGGCGUAAAUUUAAGACAUUUUACUCAGUCUGUUGGUGAUAUUCGUUGUAAUUAGUUGUUUUUAUGUUUAAGAAAUAGCGCGGUGGUGUUUUUUUGUGUUGUCACUUGUUUUUUGAUUGUUUCUAACCGGUUUACUGUGAUUUUUCGAACAAUGGAUCCGGAAGAUGUAACCGAUUAUUCGAGCGGUGAUUCCAUUGUAAGCGUUUCGGAAUCAACUGAAAGUACAUCUUCGGAAGAUUCGGGUUUCAGAAAGAAAAUCGUCGCGGAAAGUGACAAUACACCCAAAAUGUCUGAUAAAAUAAAUGACAAAAAUGAAGAAGAAUUGUUCAAAAACAUGACCAAAAAAGAGAUCGCGGCCUACAAAGCCGAACAGAAAGCUUUAAAGAACCAAGAAAAAGAAAGAUUGCUGAAGGAGAAACAAGAAGCCAAAGAACUGCUUCUCAAAGAAAGAGAGGAGAAAAGGUUGGAAAAAAUCCGUCUCGAAGAGGAGAGGCAAAAAGCUAAAGAACGGAUUCUCAAAGAAAGGGAAGAGAACAGGUUGGAAAAAAUACGGCUCGAAGAGGAAAGACAGCAGCAAAAGUUGCUCAGAGAGGAGGAAAAACUGAGACUGGAAGAAGAGAAAGUAAAGCGCAAGGAGGAGCGAGAACAAGAAGCUUUGAGGAAGGAGGAGGAAAGAAUAAGGAGAAGGGAGGAAAGAAAGGAGGAAGCGCAAAUCAGGGAGGCGCAAAGAUUGUCCAGAAAGGAGGAAAAACGCAGGGAGGAAGAAAGACAGAAGGACAUUCGAAAGGAGAAAGCUUUGAAGGGAAUGAAGUAUUUGUUGGGUUUAAGUGAGAAAUACACUUCGUUCUUUCAAGAGAAGGUCGAUAUGGUUGUGAAAAAGAAGGAUGUCUUACAGGAGAACAAUAAGUAUAUGCCCACCAAUGAUGAUAUGAAGAAUGCUAUUUCGCAAACUAAAGGCGCCAAAAAGGCCAAAAAAGAUGAAAAUUCCCUAGACAUUACCAAAAAACUGAACUACUUCAAAAAUGGGUCUUUAAGACCGUACCAGAUUGAAGGUGUAACCUGGAUGAGUGUUUUAUUUGAUAAUGGUUUGAACGGGAUCUUGGCGGACGAAAUGGGUUUGGGUAAAACUGUGCAAGUAAUAGCCCUCAUCUGCCAUCUGCUCGAGAAAAACAUUGGCGGCCCCUUUUUAAUUGUCACACCUCUAUCCACCAUUCCGAAUUGGAAAAACGAGUUUGAGAGAUUCGCUCCCAAUGUGCCUGUGGUGAUUUUUCCUGGAGAUGCAGCCGCCAGGGAGGGGGCAAAACCCCUGAUACAAAAGAAGUAUAUGGUCGGUAAGACCCAAACAGGCCCGGUUGUGAUCACAAAUUAUGGGGUUCCUUUAAGGGAAAGCCACUUUUUGGGGAGGUUUACCUGGCAGUAUGUUAUUGUUGACGAGGGGCACAGGAUCAAGAAUCACAAGUCCAAGUUGUCAAUCACUCUGCGCAACUUAAACUCCUCCAAUCGCCUCCUUUUAACCGGUACACCCCUCCAAAACAACAUAUCCGAGCUGUGGGCGCUGCUCAACUUCCUCCUUCCGCACAUCUUCAACAACAUGGACACUUUCGCCUCGCUCUUCCUGAUCGAAGAGUUCCAAGACAAAGACAAGGUCAUCGAAAACGAGGAAAAUCACAGCAUCAUAUCCACCAUACACAAGGUGCUCGGGCCGUUCAUGUUGCGAAGGUUGAAAUCCGACGUCCUAAAGGACAUGGUGCCCAAAAAAGAGGUCGUCAUAUCUUGCCCCAUGACCAAGCUACAGAAAGAUUUGUACAAGUGGGUCAUCGACGGGAAUAUCCAGAAGCUGCGCAGGGAAGAAGAAGAGGAGGAGUUGGACAUUUACGCCCCGAGAAAGAAGAGGAAAUGCGCUGAGAAUCGCAAGUACAACUACUACGAAAACAUAAACGAGGACGAUUUUUCCGAUUAUGAGGACGAAAUUCUCGAAACGGCCGACGUACUCUUAAACAGGAUGGAUAAAAAAGAGAAGAAGGAUUUAGUGACGAGACUCACGAUGUGCAACCCCAUGAUCAUGUUCAAAAAAAUCGUCGAUCACCCGUAUUUAGUCAACUUCCCGUUGGAUCCAGAAAGCGAGAAGAAACAGCUGCUCAUCAGCGACGAGUUGAUCAAAACCAGCGGGAAAAUGAUCGUGCUGGAGAAAAUGCUGAAGAAACUGAAACGCGACGGGCACAAAGUGCUGCUUUUCAGCACGCUGUGCAUGAUGAUGGACUUGAUCGAGGAAAUGUUGAUAAUGAAGAAAAUCAAGUAUAGACGAUUGGACGGCAGCUACAGCUUGGAGCAAAGGGGGGAGUGCAUCGACGAAUUCAACAACGAUCCGAAUAUUUUCAUUUUUUUGAUAUCCACCAGAGCUGGAGGCCUCGGAUUGAAUCUCACCUCCGCCGAUACCGUCAUAUUCUUCGACAGGGAUUGGAACCCUCAAGCCGAUAUACAGGCCCAAGAUCGAUGCCACAGGAUUGGCCAGACGAAGCCGGUUUGCGUCUACACUCUGGUGCUAAGAAAUACCAUAGACGAACAAAUUAUUGACGUGGGCCAUUUGAAGAGGAGAUUGGAAAGAUUAGUCAUAAAAGAUGGUAAAUUUUCCACAAUGGACAAAACUGACAAAAAUAAGCAAGAAAACGACCUGUUGGAGCUGAAAAAUCUUCUGGAAAAAGAGGAGGAAGAAUCCAAAAAAGGUGUCGACUUUUCUGAAAACGAAUUGGAAAAACUGCUUGACAGAUCCGAUUUGUAUGAGAAAAUGGAGGAAAUGAAAGCCAAAGAAAAUCAACCCUGUUAAUUACCUCAAUGAGUAUUACUAGUGUUUUAUAAUAAUUAUUAAGUUGUUUACAUUAUUUAUUAAGUAUAUUUUUGUAUUUUGUUUUUCACCGAUUUUUAUAAAAUAUGCAAAAAUUUUAAUACAAGUUUCUCAAUAA